AGAGCUUCAUCUGGGAAGACGAAGACCUUCCUUUCCAUCCAAGGGCUAUUUGAGCUACUCAAUUGGCAUUUCUUGAAGAAGGUGCUGCGACUCUCAUCUUGCGAAAAUAUGAAUUUGAUGACAGUCCGGGUUUUCAUGAUCGUGACGACGGGAUCAGUCAUUGCAGUCUGUGGCAUUCUGGAUACCGUCUCUACGAAAAGACUGGAUCAACUGGUCAUGGAAGAAACAGCUUUUCAAAAUCCCAGGAACUUUUCUUCCAAAGAUGUCUUAACUAUACUAGAGACCAUAAAAGACCUCAACGAUCGAAGUCUACAGUUUCUCCACAGUCCAGAGUAUGAAGAGACCGUGAAAUCAGCCAUGAAAAAGCUUUCCAGUGAGUUCAUUGGGUUGAUGGCCUUCAGUAACGCAGACGGAGCACCAUCGCUGAACCGAAUUCUCGAUGCAUCUACGAACAAACCGACCGUAGUGCUUAUGGACUUGCCAGAGGAGGCGAUCAAAAUUUUCAAAAAGAUGAAGGAGCAAAUGCUGAAAUCCCACUUGGUAAACUGGCUUCUGAUAUUGGAGGGGGAAGAAGCGGAGUCCAGUCUGGUGACUCUGGAGAAUCUGAUCGCAGAGGGAACUCGAGUUUUGAUCUUCACGAAGGAUUCCAGACAGGAUCUGCAUUUGUUUCGUUCUCAAGUUGAUCAAGCCGGGGUUACGCGUUACAGAGCUGUUUUGCCUCCCGACGGCAUCUGGGGGAAUCCACAGGCAGACGGAACCGUGAACGGCAUCAUUGGAAUGAUCGCCAGGAGGGAAGUGACUCUCGGAGUUGCAGCCCUCGGCAUUACAGUGAAUCGGGCAAGAGUAGUUGACUUCACCCUCCCCUACUUCAGCUCAAAAACAUCCAUAUACUCAAGGUCUCCUAAAGUGAAGAAUAAAGCACUAGCAAUUCUUAGCCCGUUCAAUCAGCAGGUUUGGCUUUCCUUGUGUGCGACUGUGCUGCUAAUGGGCCCUGUUAUGUACCUCUUUUCGUAUCUCAUGGGAGAUCUUGAGAGACGUGACGCCAGGUACUACAGUCUGCAGAGCUGCGCUUUCAAUGUGUUCCGCAGCUUCGUCAAUCAGGGCAACUUCCUCCCUGGAGGAAGUUUUUCUGAGAGGUGGAUUCUCCUUCUGUGGGUUUUCUUCUGCCUCGUCUUCUCCGCCUCAUACUCUGGAAUGCUAACAGCUGUGCUGGCCAUCCCUACAUACGAGACGCCAAUCGAUUCCUUGCACGAUCUCCCCAGAGCCAUCAAGGAGGGAUUCACUUUGGGCAUUAUAAAAGGAACCAGUUUAGAACAUUAUUUCAAGGAUGCUACCGAAGGCGCUUUCAAACAGACUUGGGAACUAUUCAAUCAUGAAGAGCCUUCAAAAAGCUUCAUUCCCGGAGCUUUGCAAGGAUUAGAAAAAGUACUCGAAGAGAAAUUUGCUUUCAUCGCUGACAGUGCUUACAUUGAAGUUGUUGGUCGCCGGUUGGGGAAGAGCAGGUUCCACUUCAGCCGAGAACAAUUCCUGCCUGGGGCUGCGGGAAUCGGCUGCCAAAUGGGCUCUCCAUUCAGGAAUGCACUAUCUCAAAUAAUACUUCGAUUAGUAGAGAUGGGUAUUAUCCCCAAAAAUAUUGAAGAUGAAUACAGGAAAAUUCGCAAAGACCCUUCAGCUCCAGAUGAGGAACCAAAGAAUUACUCAGUCACUCUUAUACAGCUCCAGGCUGCAUUCUACAUGACCACCUUGGGAGUGAAUAUAGCUACAGUCGUACUGAUUUUGGAAAAGAUUUCAUAUUUGGUUUCCAUGGAUGACAAUUCACCAAGAUAAACAACCCUUUUAACAGCAACACAGCCAUGUGAAUACGGAAA
Molecule: messenger RNA, 1868 nt
Organism: Macrobrachium nipponense
Lineage: Eukaryota; Metazoa; Arthropoda; Malacostraca; Decapoda; Palaemonidae
Product: glutamate receptor ionotropic, delta-2-like
Exons: 14
Coding region: 109-1827 (572 amino acids)
Biological process (GO): synaptic transmission, glutamatergic; modulation of chemical synaptic transmission
Cellular component (GO): plasma membrane; postsynaptic density membrane
Molecular function (GO): transmitter-gated monoatomic ion channel activity involved in regulation of postsynaptic membrane potential; glutamate receptor activity
Source: RefSeq, a predicted model, not a curated record